Messenger RNA from Scatophagus argus, 3340 nucleotides. RefSeq names its product C3a anaphylatoxin chemotactic receptor-like. NCBI's taxonomy places the organism in Eukaryota, Metazoa, Chordata, Actinopteri, Scatophagidae. Gene Ontology annotation, biological process: complement receptor mediated signaling pathway; phospholipase C-activating G protein-coupled receptor signaling pathway; inflammatory response. The record is from RefSeq and is a predicted model, not a curated record. Gene Ontology annotation, cellular component: plasma membrane. Bases 125 to 1180 code for a protein of 351 amino acids. The transcript is spliced from 3 exons. Gene Ontology annotation, molecular function: G protein-coupled receptor activity; complement receptor activity.
CACUGACACACACACACACACACACACACACACAGGGCUUAUGAAGCUGAGUUCUGCCUCUGACAACUGAGAUUCAAGCAGCUGACUUCAGAGUUGUGUUCAGUUCAACAUCUGCAGCCACACAAUGUCUUACAAUAACUCGCUGCUUCCUCACAACCCCAAAAAUGACCUGGCAACGACUAUGGAUGCCGAUGCCAUCAUGGACAAAAUCUCUAUCGUCUUCUACACACUGACAGUUGUUCUCGGCAUCACGGGGAACUCCGUGGUCAUCUUUGUGGCCGGAUUCAAGCUCAAGCCAACGGUUACCAACGUGUGGCUGGUGAAUCUGGCGAUAGCGGACCUGAUCUUCUGCUUCACACGAGUCUUUUCACUCACUAAGAAGUUCUUCUUCAACCACUGGCCCUUCGGCGUCUUCCUCUGCAAGUUCAACGGCUUCUUCAAAUACGCCAACAUGUUCUGCUCUGUGUUUCUGUUGGCUGUCAUCAGUUUGGACCGGGUCCUCUGCGUCUGGCAGCCCGUCUUCACCAAGCGACGACGCACUAUGCUGGCUGCGAGGGUGGUGGCGGCCUGCGUCUGGAUCAUUGCGAUCAUCUUCAGCUGCCCGUACUUUGUCUACCGCCAAGUCUACAUAGGGAAGAACAACCUGACUAAGUGCUCUGUGGAUGUGAAGGAGGCGGCACAGGGGGACAACAGCGCUAAACUGGCUCUCUACUCCAUCCGCUUCCUGUGUGGUUUCAUGCUGCCUUUCAUGGUCAUCCUCAUCUGUUACAUCCUGGCCGGGAUUGGCAUCCGACGAACCCGCUUCUCAGGGAAGACCCGACCCCUUCGCAUAUUAGCAUCAUUAGUCAUUGCAUUCUUCCUGUGCUGGGCGCCGUACCACUUCCUCCUACUGGUGAAGAUGGUGGACAGUAAGAACGUUGUGGUAAAGUUCUGGCACCCCGUGGCGUCGGGCAUUGCGUACUUUAACAGCUGCGUGAACCCGCUCUUGUACUUCUGCAUGGGGCUGAACUUGAGGGGGCGGUUCAGGCAGAGUUUGGCGGAGGUGUACAGACGAGCUCUGGCAGACGACGGCGACGGACAGACGACCCAGUCCAAUGAUCGCUUGCCGGAUGACAGCUCUGGGCACAGCACUGUUGUGGUGGCAGGGGGUCAGACAGCAGUGGAUGUAGCUAAAGUCUGAGCCUCUCACAGAGUUUCACAUAUUUAAACCCACCAAAGUCACCGUGAAGUGGAAGUUAGUGUGUCUUUAGCUGUGUGAGAUUUAGAGCAAAUCCAUCACAUACCAUGACUGGACAGCUCAAAACUGGGCAAAUAGAGCGUUAAAGAACUGUAGAGAACUGUUAGCCUCCACCUUCACCUUCACCUUCAUUCUCCGGUUUUGUUAAAAGAGAGGCGAACUGAUAUGAAAACACUCAGACAUCAUACAGACUAUAUUUGGUAUACAACAAGAGGUAACAGAGCAGUCAACACAAACACACUAUCCUAACAGUGUUUCCAUGCCUGGCUUGCUUUGAACCGUUAAAACCAGGAUCGCAUCUCCUCAAAGUUGGGUUUGUUGGGGUCCAUGUGAAGACAAUAACAGAUGCAGGACAAAAAUUGCCACGAAAGGCUGAUCUUGGUUUGUUAGCAAUCAGACCGUGAAACGGCAUGAAAUCAAACAAACAAACUGCUGAAUUGUAUGAUCACAGAUGUGUGAGUUUGAUGCCACUCGAAAAGCGAAACCUCACAUAAAUCCAACUGAAAUCUGUUCGGGAAGAAAUCUUAUCACUGAUCUGAUCUGCUCUCACAUUUGCUCUUUACUUGUUCCUUUAAGCACUGACAGAAUCCUCCUUUUUAGCUUCGAUCAAUGCAAAUAUUAUUUCAUUGUCAGACUGUAAGUGGGGAAGAACAACAAAGUUUGCACAUAAAUUUGUGUUAUGUAUAUACAUAAAGAGUUCGUUGUAAAUAUCUGAGCUCAUGAGGGACAGGAAGGACGAAGGGAAGUGAGACUAUUAAAGGAAAGUCAGAAAGGACUUCAGUCACUGUUGUUCAGGGGUCACACCAACAGGAAGAUGAAUCAAGACUGCACAGUAACAUUUUGAGUAAUCUGCUGCUUGGUUUUAUUUUCUAAAGUGCUCCUCAGAGUUUCGCCAUCUGAGAGUGUGACUGUAACCGCAGCACAGAAGAGUUUUAUGACUUUAUAGGACACAUGGAGAUGGAUUUUAAAACCUGAUCUUGAAGCAGUACAGCAAACUUUCGUUGAAAAGAGAAAAGUUUUUAUUUUGUUGAGGAAAUCAGUUUGUUUCCAGCUCGUGUGACUGAACAGUUGUGGAUUCUACUUAAUACCCCAAGUUAAUUGAACUUAACAAUUUGGAGACUUAAAAUAAAUCAUUCAACCUGAGUAAAAUUAUCUCUGAUAUUGAAGCAGCAGUUGAACUUAUAUUUUUAAGCUGAAACAGGCUCAGAUUAUUCAUGGUGUAGCUUCUGCAGUAAUUCAGCAGCAUCACAUUGAAUAUUAUGGCUGUGAACUCACAGGGCUCUUGUAAAUUUACACACAAUAUUGUAAAAACUGCUGUAAGACUGCAGAGAAACGUGAAACAAAAACAAGCAGAAAAAUCUGCAGUCACCAAUAAAAAACAUGUUACGUUCAAAAGACUUUCAUUUUCAAAAAGUUUUCAAAAAGUUGGCUUUCAAUUUGGCACAACUGCUGCAUCAGGGCUAACGAUCAGACUUUUACUUUGCUGCUGGUUUUUGGUUUUUUCUCUUUUUGUUUUGCUGUGUUUGCUUGUUUUAACUUAUUGUUUAUUUUUUAUCAGAUCCUGUCAAGUGCUCUGGGCUGCAUCCUUGCACGAAGGGUGCAAUACAGAUAAAGUUAUUAUUGUGGUUAUUGUUAUUAUUAUUGAUUACAUUGCUAAUCUCUCUAGCAUCUGAUAAUGUCUGCAUCCAAGUUUUGGUUCUACUUCCUCUUCUGAAAAGUUGAGCCAUGAGACGAUAAAGACGGGAAUAAAAUAAAAAAGAAAAGAAAAGAGGAUGUGACCUUUUUCUUUCUGUAAAUGGACCAGUUGCCACAUAUUAAGAAAUGACAAUUCAAGAGAAGCGUGGCUGCGUUUGCUUAACAUCUGCAAGUCGAGCGUCAGUGAUCAGAAGGUCUGAUGCUCACUGUGAUCUCUGCAUGUGAUGACAGUUUCCAUACACGACAAUUCUCACCUUAAAUAAACUAAAUAAACUACAGACAGCCUGCACUGAAGCUGUGCAGGUCACUGAAAUGCGAUUUAACACCAGAAUAAUUCAGAUUAUCUUUCAAAUGCGGCUUAACUGACGUGACUUUUGUAGUUUUUGUUUCCUGGUUGUAAAACACGUA